Messenger RNA from Plasmodium vivax (malaria parasite P. vivax), 5391 nucleotides. RefSeq lists its product as hypothetical. NCBI's taxonomy places the organism in Eukaryota, Apicomplexa, Aconoidasida, Haemosporida, Plasmodiidae. The coding region runs from base 1 to 5391 and encodes 1796 amino acids. The transcript is spliced from 5 exons. Gene Ontology annotation, molecular function: ubiquitin protein ligase activity. The record is from RefSeq and is a predicted model, not a curated record.
AUGGGGGAAGAAAAUUACACACCAGAUGGUUGCAGCAGCAGCUGUAGCGGUAGUGGCGGAAAGAAUCUGGAUUUUAGAGAAAUUCAAAAGGAAAUAAGCGAAUUUAAAAUUAAGCAAAACGAGACGUUCAAUUUUUAUCUAGACAGUAUUGACAAAUUGCUGGAAAAAGUUCAAAAGGCCAAGAAAAAUGUAGAGGAAAAAAUAAAAAAAAAAAAAGACGCCAUUAAGGGAGAAAGCGAUAAGAUUCGUGGAAAUGUAAAUGUAAUUGCAAAUGUGAGUGGCGGUAGUGCCCAAAUUAGCCUCAGCGGUGUAAAUACAUGUGAGGAAAAAAGCAAGUACGAUCUUAAGGAGCUCAUAAAAGACGUCAAAGAGCUGAAAAUUACCGAAAAGGUGAGUGAAGAAAAUAAAAAGUUUUACAACAUUUUGCUGUCAUCUUAUAGGGGUAUCAUAUCUUUGAUAAAACAGGAAACUCCAGAGAUUUUCAAAAACGUUAACAUAAAAAAAAGCGUCAUCCUUAGAUUAAUUCUACUGCACUUUUUGCAGAAGGGCGAUUUCUUUAUGUACUACGUGUUGAAUAAAGAAAUUUUGAAAAAAAAAAAAAAAAAAAAAAUGGAAAAGGAUACGCCUGAGGUGAGUGGACUGGGCCAGAAUUCCCCCUCGAAUGAAAAGAUGCCAUUGUGCAAUCAAGCGAGGGUGGCGGUCGAGGGGGGGAAUUCCAAAAAUGGCCCCCAAAAUGGUCAUCAAGCUGACUCCCCAAGUGACCCCCCCGAUUGCCAGCACACCAGCGAAGCCCCAGCGACGAGUUGCCCCAAGGAGAAAACAAACCGCCAUGGACAGCGCUACACAGUCCUCCUGAACAACAUAAGAAAUGCCAAAUUCGCUUGCUCAAAGAGUGAUCUAUUUUCCCAGCUGAAAGAAGAAUAUAUAAGCAAAAUAUCUUUUGAAAAUGACACAGAACAGAUCCAAUUUGAGCAUGCAUUAAUUGAGAAAGAAGUAUUCGAGGGAUAUACCAAACUGCACAGGAUUUUGUACCAUCUGAAGAGGUUCCAAGUGGACACGUGUAUCGAGUGGUACAAUAACUGUAGCGAAGCGACGAGGAAGAAGUAUGUAAAGCUAAUUUACCUACUACACUGUAUUAAUUAUUUGAUGUAUUCGAAGGAGGAUAAGGAGAAGGCACUCAGCUGCUUAAGGGACCUCAUGAUAAACUACAGUGAAAACAAGUCGCACAUAUCCAGGCUGAGCACCUUCAUUUGCAUCGGGGUGGAUAACUUUUUCUUUAAAAACAUGUUUUCCAGUGUCCACUCGAAGGUUUUCAACUUUUUUAAGAGAGCUUUUAAUGAGGAGGGCAUCCUAAUCCGCGUGCCCAGGAGGGGCAAGCGGGCAGGGAGAAGCGGCCCAAAUUGUGAAAAUUGCCCCAAUUGCCCAAACUGUUUACAUCACCCACAUCGCCAGAGGGACGGCCUGCCCCACGACGGGGCUGCACACCAUCGUGACGGUAAAGAAGGGACCACUUUGGCUAGCCAAAUGUCGGAAAAGCGGAAGAAAAAAAAAAAAAAAAAAUUAACCACUCGACAGAGCAGUGAGGAUAACCAGGAUGAGCCCUCCGAUGGUAACCGCCGGGAUAGCCGUACUAUCACCGCUUUAUCAAAAAGGAAGGAAAAAAAACUGGCCAAGUUGGUCCAAAAGAGAAACGAAAAAAUGAAAAAAAUAAAAACAAAUGAGCACAUUUUGAAGAGAAAAAUAAAGAAAAAUAAAGAAAAUGUGAUAGGCAAAAAAUCCAAGAAGAAAAAAAAAAAAAAAAAAAAAAACAUACACACAGCAAGUAUGACACAUCAGCAGGUAUACGGCCUCAGCAACAAAGUCAGGAGCACCCAGGGGCCAUUAAUUCACAACGAUAUAUAUAAGGAGAAGUACGUUCACUACGAUUCGGAUGAUACGUAUGGCAACACAGGGGAAGAAGAAGAUGGCACUCUCCCGCUAAGCGAAACGUUUAUAGAAAAUCGAAUAGAUGAGUUUAUGAGAAACGAAAAGAGGAUGAGCAACCCGUUUUUUUACGACACAGCGGAUGAGCAUUAUGUAAAUGGAGAGAGGUUAAUUUUGCCCGACGUUAAAUACGCCAGCUUUGGAGGGAGAAGACACAGCAGUGGCGUCUGCGCUGGGAGGGCAAAGUCCCGGGGAGACAGCGAUGCGGAUGAUAAGCUGAACAAAGGAUGGUACAGCCACGUUUUCAAAUGCACCAAAGACGUUUUUGUAGAAGUAAAUGCGGGAAAAAAUGAAGCCAGCUUUUCAAGAAACGAAAGGGAAGAAAACCAAACGUGGAGAAACGAUUACAAUUACCAUCAUCGUAGAUGUAAGAAUGAAAAGAAGGAGCCAGAAGCUGUCUAUCUGUACGAACUGAGCGAAAAUGAAUUUUCGCAAAUGUACCAAAAUGAUACCUCCUAUAUUACCUACAAAACAUUGAAGAAAGCGGCACAGUUUUAUGACCAUAAUGACACAAAAAUUAGGGGAAGCACAAAUAAAAAUUUAAAUAGUGGCUAUACAAACUUCCUAAAUGUCAGUAGCACAUACUAUACGAGCAAUUCUUACUAUGAGAGGGGUUCCCAUUUAUGUGCUCUGCAGAGUAGGAGCAGUGAAGGUGCCAGCUUUUUCAAACAACCAAGUGGUUACGCUUCCAACAUUUCCGAGGCACACUCAUUUCGUGCGCUAACGAACUCGUGCUUUAUGAAAAAGCCAAACAGUUUGAAGAGGAAAUUUGCCAAGUGUAAAUUUUUGACGCGUAGUGGCAAAUGCGAAAAAAUGAGCGAAAAGAAAAUAAAAAAAAUGGACACUACGUUACCCUCCGCGGACGGUGCAGCAGGGGAGCAUGUAGGGGAUGCCGCACGUAGCGCAGCGUUGUUAGCAAUGGAGGAGGAGAAAAAAAAGAGCACUGCUGAGGGCAAAACUGAGAAUGUUACGAAGACUUCCACCUGUGACAAGCAGAAGGGAAGCAAAAGCGCGAGGGGGAAAGAAAAGGGAAAACAGGAUGGUCAUGAUGACGGUGAUGACGAUAACGAUAACGAUGAUGUGGUGGGGGACCUAAUCAACAGCAGCAGCGGUACCCUGUCGACAAAGGUCAAACACGUCGAUGAAGAUUUCGAGUCGUUUAAGGAGCAGCUGGGGGGAGACACGGAGCAAUGGGCUAGCAGCUCGCAAAGCAAUAAAACCCCCAGCUCGGAGAGGGCCAUGCUGGACUCAAGUGAAGACGACUUCCACUUCUCCACCUCGGCCAGCUCGGACGAAAAUGCGAAAAAAGAUCUCAACAAAGUGAAAGAACAAGUAGAUUUGAUAAAGGAAGAUUUCAUAAAAAAAAACACCGCCAUUGCUUUGCUAAAUACCAACAAUAUACAGGCGUAUAAUAGAGCCAUAUUAGCUGCGAAAAACACCAGGGCGAAUAAAACCCCCACCGAUGUGAGCAGAAUUGUGCUAACUCACGCUUUAACCAAUAGAGAAAUGUACACCCUGCAUAGCUCUCUCUCGAACUAUAAGAACAAUGCCGAGUUUCGACGCAUCUGUCUCAAGUGGAAGGCCAAGAAGGAGAAGCGAAAGGAGCGACUCAGAGGAAAGGGCAAGAGCAGCCGCGGCAAUGACGAUCAGCAGAAGGGGAAAAAAAAGAAAAAAAAAAAAAAAAAAAAAAAAAGUACAAAGGGUAGCGAAGUUGGUAAGCAGAAUAAGGGGGAGGAAAAUCAGAACAAGGAGGGAGGAAAGACAGUCGCGUCCCAUGAGGGAGUGCACGAGAAGAAAGAACAACCAAGUGUAGAGCAGUCGCAAGUGGGGCAUUCUUCCCCACCUGCAGAGGAAAAGCUCCAGGAAAGCGUCGAACAGGAGGAAAAACCAACUGCUCCAUCGAAUUUGAAUGCCGAGAAUUCCCCCUCUACCGGGGAAGGAAAAAGCGCCGAGGUUUUGCCAACCCAGUCGAAAGGAGGGACCCCCCCCGAAAAUUCCCAAGAGGGCGAACCAAAAAUGGAAGCAGAUGAAACGGUUUUAUCUGAAAAAUGCGAAGAAGGAAAAGGAGGUAAUGCUGAUGAGGUGCACACGGGGCAGGGACCUAACAACGAAUCUGCCGAAAAGGUAGAAGACUCGCAUGGUGCCUUAGGGGAAGAGGGAGUCAUUCCGGCAGGCAGCCCGGACGAGGCUAAGAACAACCCAAGUGGUGCUGGUAACAAUGCCGACUAUGCUGCUGCCCCGAGCGGGGAGGAAAUUCAUCACUCAGGUUCAGAGGCGAAGGGCGGAAAGGAUGAAAAAGGGAGCAUCGAGGUGGAAGCGGCAGGUCAAGGGACAAACCCCACUGCAGAGGAAUCCCCCAAAGAUGAAGCAGUCGAGAGGAACGAAAACGAGGGGGAAAGGCAGAAUUUGCGGAAGGAAAACGAGGCGGGCGCGGGAGAAGAAGCAGACGAUAAGGACCACCCGACGGACGGAGAAAAGGUGAAGCGCAAGGAAAGCGCCGAGGCAAAAAUCAGGAAGGAAAAGAAGGGAGUUUUCUUGGGGUCCUACAAAAAGAACUUCAAAAAGAGGAGGUAUGACCCCAAUUUUUUUUACGACGAAAAGAUGGAAGCCAAGAUGAAGAGAAAUAAAAACGAGAGAAGUGACAGCAAAGCCGCUAAGAGUAAAAAGGACGGCUGCGGUUGGUUCAGGAGCGCCAAGUGCGCAGCAGGUAAAAAAGGAUCCCGCGGAAGAGGCCGAGACAGCGACAGCAACGGCGAAGGCAAGAAGAAAAAGGACUCGAGCAAAAAGGACAAAAAAAAAAAUAAAGAGAAAAAGAAGAAAGACGACGAUAAAGGAGAGUCAAAAAAUAGUAAGGACCCCGGAAAGGAACAGAACAGCGCAAGUGGUGAAGACGCCAAAAUUGAGAAGGGAAGGGAGAAGAGCUGCAAGGAGAAAAAGGUUUACGUCCACUUGGAGAGCCCCCUAUCCGUUCUGGUGUGCGGAGGAUUGAUCUCCUCGAAGAAGCUUAUAGAGGCCCAGGCCAUCCUGAAGGAAAACAACAAAAGACUACAGGAGGCGAAGAACAGCUCGUCCCUAACCUUUGCGAGCGAGAGACAUGCAGACAAAUGCCUUGACAAAUUUGGGAAGGAGAAAAAUAAAAAGAACAAGGAGAACGGUGCUCUCUUUUCAAACUCCCUGGCGGUGGAAGUCGAUUUGAGUGGGUGCUUUUUUUUCCACUCCUCCUUCACCUGCCCCAUUAGUAGGGACAAAUCGUCCAAGGAGAACCCGCCCUACGUGCUGAGAUGCGGGCACGCCAUUUGCAAAAGCUGCGUGGACAAAAUUCACGCGCAGAGGUCCAGACAGUUCAAGUGCCCCAUGUGCCCGCAGUACCUGCAUUUAAUAGAGAUAAUUCCGCUGUACUUUAACUAG